AUGUCUGUUGAGAGCAAGGGACUAACGCAGUUGCCACCAGAUAGGUCAGCUAAAUCAACGUCAUUAUCCAUAUUUGGACAAGAACCUAACAUGGAAAUGGUACAACCAGACGCUGCUACUGCAGCAUCAUCGUUCUCUGACGCCCUGCCAAACACCGAGGAAACACCCGAAAAGCCGUCCUCACCACCAUCUGUUAUGAAAAAAAGCAAAUGGGCAGUCGUCAAAACUGCAAAUCAUCGUAUUUUACCUCAACACUCGAUUGGAGCGGUCAAACUACGCAACAUCAUCGAGGAACUCAAUAAAAUUUCAGUUGAAGAACGAGGAGUUCCGGAAGACAAUGGAAUAUCAGUGAUGGACUCCUGGAAGUGGGUUCGACAGUCUCGCCGACGUUUAGCGAAUUUUGUUCAGCAGCCUAAAUUCCACUAUACUAUUAUUAUACUGAUUAUCGUCGAUUUGAUGAUAGUGUUUGUCGAUUUAGUUCUCGCACAAUUAUCAUUGCCGUGUCUAAGUGAUGAAGAAAUGGAACUUUACAAUACAACCGAACAGCGAGAUGAAUGUCUACUCGAAACUUCGAUUGAUCUACAGCGUGGCGAAUUAUUCCUUUACUAUUUUUCUGUUGCGCUACUUAGCAUAUUUUUGCUCGAAGUUUUUAUUUCUUUCUACGCUUUUGGAUGGCGUCACUACAAGAAUCCGCUUUAUUUGCUCGAUGCCGCCAUUGUAUUUGCCUCCUUUAUCAUGGAACUCUACUUUCAUUUUGGAAAUGUUGGCAGAGCUGGACGAGCUGCUGCGGCUUUUGUCGUAUUGCGUCUAUGGAAAAUUGUUCGAGCUAUUCACGCUAUUGCUCAUUCGAUAUCGCUCAAAAACCGUAUACUCAUUAACAAAAUUGAAGAUGCUCGAACAAUACUGAAAGAGGAAAAAGAGCAAGCCGAAAAGACACUUGAAAAACAAGAAAUCAAAAUCGAGUAUCUCAUGAACUUGCUGAGAAAGACCAGGAAGCUGCCUACUCCAGAGCAAAUCGAUGCAUAUGUGGAGAAUGCAUGGCAAGAAAGGACAAAAAAUGAUGCAAGAUCCAUGGUCGAUUAA
This is a messenger RNA of Didymodactylos carnosus, 1083 nucleotides long. The record is from the annotation of a GenBank genome assembly. NCBI's taxonomy places the organism in Eukaryota, Metazoa, Rotifera, Eurotatoria, Philodinida, Philodinidae.